Messenger RNA from Coregonus sp. 'balchen', 18522 nucleotides. The record is from the annotation of a GenBank genome assembly. NCBI's taxonomy places the organism in Eukaryota, Metazoa, Chordata, Actinopteri, Salmoniformes, Salmonidae.
AUUGCCUCCUCCCCCUCUCUCCUCCUCCCUGUGUCUGUGUCUGGGUUGGUGGCUGCUCUCUCCAUCUCUCUGAUCAUACUACUGGUCCUGUUCUGCAAGAGGAACAAAGAUGAUGUAGCAGCUGAACCCAGAGAUGUUACGUAUGCUGACGUUAGAAUCACACAGGACCCAGAACCCAGGAGAAGGAGAGGUACACUCUCUCACACACACACACACACACAUAACACACACACACACACACACACACACACACACAUACACACACACACACACACACACACACACACACCACACACCACACACACACACACACACACACCACACACACACACACACACACACACACACACACACACACACACCACACACAUACACACACACAGUACAAUGUGUUUCUGUUUUUAACCCAUUGUCUCGUCUCCUCCAGAGAAGUCUCCAGGAGAUGAUCCAGUCUACUCUGCAGUGAAGACCUCCAACACCACAGGUACUAUAAUACUGUAUAAUACUAUAAGAUACAGCUCAUGUAUUAUGAGUAUUCAACACCACAGGUACUAUAAUACUGGUCCAGUCUGUGUUAAUAUCCUCUCUAUCCUGUGUUUAGUUCCAGGUGGAUCCAGUCCAGUCUGUGUUAAUAUCCUCUCUCUCUAUCCUGUGUUUAGUUGCAGAUGGAUCCAGUCAGUCUGUGUUAUAUCCUCCUCGCUCCCUGUGUUUAGUUGCAGAUGGUCCAGUCCCAGUCUGUGUUAAUAUCCUCUCUCUCCCCUGUGUUUAGUUCCAGGUGGAUCUGGUCCAGUCUGUGUGAAUAUCCUCUCUCUCCUGUGUUUAGUUUCCAGGUGGAUCCAGUUCCAGUCUGUGUUAUAUCCUCUCUCUCUCCUGUGUUUAGUUCCAGGUGGAUUCCCAGUCAGUCUGUGUUAAUAUCCUCUCUCGUCUCUGUUGUUUAGGUUCCAGGUGGUCCAGUCCGUCUUUGUUAAAUAUCCUCUCUCUCUCCUUUUUUAGUUUCCAGUGAUCAGUCUUGUGUUUUAUAUCCUCUCUCUCUCCUGUGUUUUAGUUCCAGGUGGAUCCCAGUCUGUGUUAAUAUCGUCUCUCUCUCCUGUGUUUAGUUCUCAGGUGAUUCCAUCCAGUCCUGUUUAAUAAUCCCUCUCUCUCCUGUGUUUAGUUCCAGGUGGAUCCAGUCCACUGUGUUAAUAUCCUCUCUCUGCUUUGUUUAGUUCCGGUGGAUCCAGUCCAGUCUGUGUUAAUAUCCUCUCUCUCUCUCCUGUGUUUAGUUCCAGUGGAUCCGUCCAGUCUGUGUUAAUGUCCUCUCUCUGCUUGUGUUUAGUUCCAGGUGGAUCCAGUCCAUCUGUGUUAAUAUCCCUCUCUCUCCCUGUGUUUAGUCCCAGGUGGAUCCAGUCCAGUUCUGUGUUAAUAUCCUCUCUCUCUUCUGUGGUUUAGUUCCAGUGGAUCAGUCCAGUCUGUGUUAAUAUCCUCUCUCUCUCCUGUGUUUAGUUCCAGUGGAUCAGUCGCAGUCUGUGUAAUUCCUCUCUCUCUCCUUUGUUUAAGUUCAGGUGGAUCCAGUCCAGUCGUGUAAUAUCCUCUCCUCUCUCCUGUGUUUAGUUCCAGGUGGAUCCGUCCAGACUGUGUUAAUAUCCUCUCUUCUCUCCUGUGUUUAGUUCCAGGUGGAUCUUGGUUCCCAGUCUGUGUUAAUAUCCUCUCUCUCUUCUGUGUUUAGUUCCAGGUGGAUCUGGUCCAGUCUGUGUUAAUAUCCUCUCUCUCUCCUGUGUUUAGUUCCAGGUGGAUCCAGUCCAGUCUGUGUUAAUAUCCUCUCUCUCUCCUGUGUUUAGUUCCAGGUGGAUCUGGUCCAGUCUGUGUUAAUAUCCUCUCUCUCUCCUGUGUUUAGUUCCAGGUGGAUCUGGUCCAGUCUGUGUUAAUAUCCUCUCUCUCCUUUGUUUAGUUCCAGGUGGAUCCAGUCCAGUCUGUGUUAAUAUCCUCUCUCUCUCUCCUGUGUUUAGUUCCAGGUGGAUCCAGUCCAGUCUGUGUUAAUAUCCUCUCUCUCUCCUGUGUUUAGUUCCAGGUGGAUCCAGUCCAGUCUGUGUUAAUAUCAUCUCUCUCUCUCCUGUGUUUAGUUCCAGGUGGAUCCAGUCCAGUCUGUGUUAAUAUCCUCUCUCUCUCCUGUGUUUUAGUUCCAUGUGGAUCCAGUCCAGGUCUGUGUUAAUAUCCUCUCUCUCUCCUGUGUUUAGUUCCAGGUGGAUCUGGUCCAGUCUGUGUUAAUAUCCUCUCUCUCUCCUGUGUUUAGUUCCAGGUGGAUCUGGUCAAGUCUGUAUUAAUAUCCUCUCUCUCUCCUGUGUUUAGUUGCAGAUGGAUCCAGUCCAGUCUGUGUUAAUAUCCUCUCUCUCUCCUGUGUUUAGUUGCAGAUGGAUCCAGUCCAGUCUGUGUUAAUAUCCUCUCUCUCUCCUGUGUUUAGUUCCAGGUGGAUCUGGUCCAGUCUGUGUUAAUAUCCUCUCUCUCCUGUGUUUAGUUCCAGGUGGAUCCAGUCCAGUCUGUGUUAAUAUCCUCUCUCUCUCCUGUGUUUAGUUCCAGGUGGAUCCAGUCCAGUCUGUGUUAAUAUCCUCUCUCUCUCCUGUGUUUUAGUUUCCAGGUGGAUCCAGUCCAGUCUGUGUUAAUAUCCUCUCUCUCUCCUGUGUUUAGUUCCAGGUGGAUCAGUCUGUGUUAAUAUCGUCUCUCGCUCCUUUGUUUAGUUCCAGGUGGAUCCAGUCCGUCUUUGUUUAAUAUCCUCCUCUCUCUCCUGUGUUUAGUUUCCAGUGGAUCCGUCCCAGACUUGUUAUUAGCCUCUCUCUUGCUUGUGUUUAGUUCCAGUGGGACCAGUCCAGUCUGUGGUAAUAUCCUUUCUCUCUCCCUGUGGUUUAGUUUCCAGUUGAUCCAGUCCAGUCUGUGUUAAUGCCUCUCUCUUGCUUGUGUUUUAGUUCCAGGUGGAAUCCAGUCCAGUCUGUGUUAUAUCCUCUCUCUCUCCUGUGUUUAGUUCAGGUGGAUCCAUCCAGUCGGUUAAUAGCCUCUCUCGCUUCUGUGGGUUUAGUUCCAGGUGGAUUCCAGUCCAGUCUGUGUUAAUAUCCGCUCUCUCUUCCUGUGUUUUAGUUCCGUGUAUCCAGUCCAGUCUGUGGUAAAUCCUCUCUCUCUCCUGUGUUUAGUUCUCGGUGGAUCCAGUCCAGUCUGUGUUAAUAUCCUCUCUCUCUCCUGUGUUUAGUUCCAGGUGGAUCCAGUCCAGUCUGUGUUAUAUCCUCUCUCUCUCCUGUGUUUAGUUCCAGGUGGAUCUGGUCCAGUCUGUGUUAAUAUCCUCUCUCUCCUUGUGUUUAGUUCCAGGUGGAUCCAGUCCAGUCUGUGUUAAUAUCCUCUCUCCUCUCCUGUGGUUUAGUUCCAGGUGGAUCCAGUCCAGUCUGUGUUAAUAUCCUCUCUCUCUCCUGUGUUUAGUUCCAGUGGAUCCAGGUCCCAGUCUGUGUUAAUAUCCUCUCUCUCUCUCCUGUGUUUAGUUCCAGGUGGAAUCAGUCCAGUUCUGUGUUAAUAUCCUCUCUCUCUCCUGUGUUUAGUUCCAGGUGGAUCCAGUCCAUCUGUGUUAAUAUCCUCUCUCUCUCCUGUGUUUAGUUCCAGUGGAUCUGGUCCAGUCUGUGUUAAUAUCCUCUCUCUCUCCUGUGUUUAGUUCCAGGUGGAUCCAGUCCAGUCUGUGUUAAUAUCCUCUCUCUCUCUCCUGUGUUUAGUUCCAGGUGGAUCCAGUCCAGUCUGUGUUAAUAUCCUCUCUCUCUCCUGUGUUUAGUUCCAUGUGGAUCCAGUCCAGUCUGUGUUAAUAUCCUCUCUCUCUCCUGUGUUUAGUUCCAGGUGGAUCUGGUCCAGUCUGUGUUAAUAUCCUCUCUCUCUCCUGUGUUUAGUUCCAGGUGGAUCUGGUCAAGUCUGUAUUAAUAUCCUCUCUCUCUCCUGUGUUUAGUUCCAGGUGGAUCUGGUCCAGUCUGUGUUAAUAUCCUCUCUCUCCUGUGUUUAGUUCCAGGUGGAUCUGGUCCAGUCUGUGUUAAUAUCCUCUCUCUCCUGUGUUUAGUUCCAGGUGGAUCUGGUCCAGUCUGUGUUAAUAUCCUCUCUCUCUCCUGUGUUUAGUUCCAGGUGGAUCUGGUCCAGUCUGUGUUAAUAUCCUCUUUCUCUCCUGUGUUUAGUUCCAGGUGGAUCUGGUCCAGUCUGUAUUAAUAUCCUCUCUUUCCUGUGUUUAGUUCCAGGUGGAUCUGGUCCAGUCUGUGUUAAUAUCCUCUCUCUCCUGUGUUUAGUUCCAGGUGGAUCUGGUCAAGUCUGUAUUAAUAUCCUCUCUCUCUCCUGUGUUUAGUUCCAGGUGGAUCUGGUCCAGUCUGUGUUAAUAUCCUCUCUCUCCUGUGAUUAGUUCCAGGUGGAUCUGGUCCAGUCUGUGUUAAUAUCCUCUCUCUCCUGUGUUUAGUUCCAGGUGGAUCUGGUCCAAUCUGUGUUAAUAUCCUCUCUCUCUCCUGUGUUUAGUUCCAGGUGGAUCUGGUCCAGUCUGUGUUAAUAUCCUCUUUCUCUCCUGUGUUUAGUUCCAGGUGGAUCUGGUCCAGUCUGUAUUAAUAUCCUCUCUUUCCUGUGUUUAGUUCCAGGUGGAUCUGGUCCAGUCUGUGUUAAUAUCCUCUCUCUCUGUGUUUAGUUCCAGGUGGAUCUGGUCCAAGUCUGUAUUAAUAUCCUCUUUAUCCUGUGUUUAGUUCCAGGUGGAUCUGGUCCAGUCUGUGUAAAUAUCCUCUCUCUCUCUCCUGUGUUUAGUUCCAGGUGGAUCCAGUCCAGUCUGUGUUAAUAUCCUCUCUCUCCUAUGUUUAGUUCCAGGUGGAUCUGGUCCAGUCUGUAUUAAUAUCCUCUCUCUCUCUCCUGUGUUUAGUUCCAGGUGGAUCCAGUCCAGUCUGUGUUAAUAUCCUCUCUCUCCUGUGUUUAGUUCCAGGUGGAUCUGGUCCAGUCUGUGUUAAUAUAAUCUCUCUCUCCUGUGUUUAGUUCCAGGUGGAUCCAGUCCAGUCUGUGUUAAUAUCCUCUUUCUCUCCUGUGUUAUUUCCAGGUGGAUCUGGUCCAGUCUGUGUUAAUAUCCUCUCUCUCUCCUUUGUUUAGUUCCAGGUGGAUCCAGUCCAGUCUGUGUUAAUAUCCUCUCUCUCCUGUGUUUAGUUCCAGGUGGAUCUGGUCCAGUCUGUGUUAAUAUCCUCUCUCUCCUGUGUUUAGUUCCAGGUGGAUCUGGUCCAGUCUGUGUUAAUAUCCUCUCUCUCUCCUGUGUUUAGUUCCAGGUGGAUCCAGUCCAGUCUGUGUUAAUAUCCUCUCUCUCCUGUGUUUAGUUCCAGGUGGAUCUGGUCCAGUCUGUGUUAAUAUAAUCUCUCUCUUCUGUGUUUAGUUCCAGGUGGAUCCAGUCCAGUCUGUGUUAAUAUCCUCUUUCUCUCCUGUGUUAUUUCCAGGUGGAUCUGGUCCAGUCUGUAUUAAUAUCCUCUCUCUCUCCUGUGUUUAGUUCCAGGUGGAUCUGGUCCAGUCUGUAUUAAUAUCCUCUCUCUCCUGUGUUUAGUUCCAGGUGGAUCUGGUCCAGUCUGUGUUAAUAUCCUCUCUCUCCUGUGUUUAGUUCCAGGUGUAUCCAGUCCAGUCUGUGUUAAUAACCUCUCUCUCUCCUGUGUUUAGUUCCAGGUGUAUCCGGUCCAGGUGAUGUGAUCUAUGCUGACGUCAACCACACAGAGAAAAGACAACACAACAGGAGGAGAGGUAGGAGAAGGGACAGACCAACAAUACUCCCCUCAUCUUUCUGAAGUAAAUAAUAUGUUUUUACAGUGUUUCAACAUGUCACUAGUUGGAACCUGUUUAUGUGUUUCUUUCAGAGAAUGUCGUUCCAGACCCUAUCUACUCAGCAGUGAAGACAGACAGACCGAGAUACAGGUCAGAAGGUCAUUCCAGACACUGUCUACUCAGACAGACAGACAGACAGACAGACAGAGAUACAGGUCAGAAGGUCGUUCCAGAUCCUGUCUACUCAGACAGACAGACAGACAGAGAUACAGGUCAGGAGGUCGUUCCAGAUCCUGUCUACUCAGACAGACAGACAGACAGACAGAGAUACAGGUCAGAAGGUCGUUCCAGACCCUGUCUACUCAGACAGACAGACAGACAGACAGACAGACAGACAGACAGACAGACAGACAGACAGACAGACAGACAGAGACAGACAGACAGACAGACAGACAGAGAUACAGGUCAGAAGGUCAUUCCAGACCCAGUCUACUCAGCAGUGAAGACAGACAGACAGACAGACAGACAGACAGACAGACAGACAGACAGACAGACAGACAGACAGACAGACAGACAGACAGACAGACAGACAGACAGACAGACAGACAGACAGACAGACAGACAGACAGACAGACAGACAGACAGACAGACAGACAGACAGACAGACAGACAGACAGACAGACAGAGAUACAGGUCAAAAGGUUGUUCUAGACCCAGUCUACUCAGACAGACAGACAGACAGACAGACAGAGAUACAUGUCAGACUCUAUAAUGAGGAUGAAAAGUAGUGAUCAUGGCAGCCAUUUUGUUCCAGUGGGCUCAGCACCACCCAUCAGAGAUAAGAGGAUUUUAUUCCUACAUCUGUGCUACUGUGUCCUAUUGUAUCGGUAGUCAUUUAGAGUUAAAGUUGCACUAUGCUCCGCCAUUUCCUGGUUGUUAAAACUCUACUAAUUCACCUAAUUUCAGUUUAUGUGACAAAAUAAGCUAAUAUAGUGUAAAGAAUCAUUGUACCAUCUAAUCCACUGUGAAAUAUAUUUUCUAUAACCAAAAAUAUUGUUGUUUCAGCUGUUUGUAAAAGACACAAAAACUAAUCUUAAGAACGAGAAGCAUAGAAAUAUCAGACAUAGAACAGAUAUACCGCUACUUAGACUGGCUUUAAAGUAGAAUGACAGAUUUAUAACUCACAUUUCUAUGUGAAUUUUGUCAGGUCGCCCAAAAAGUUAUAUAUUGCCACUUUAACAAAUUAAAUAUGUGUGUCCUUUAGGUAGAGGUGUAUCUGGACCCAGGGACGUAAUGUACAGACUGAGGUAGGUCCAUUUCUACUUUACACUGUAUCACCAACCCUAACCCUAACCCUAACCCUAACCCUAGAACCUAACCCUAACCCUAGAAUCUAACCCUAACCCUAACCCUAGAACCUAACCCUAUAGGUAGAGCUGGACCCAGGGACGUAAUGUACAGACUGAGGUAGGCCCAGUUCUACUUUAUACUGUAUCACCAACCCUAACCCUAACCCUAACCCUAACCCUAACUCUAACCCUAACCCUAGAACCUAACCCUAACCCUAACCCUAACCCUAACUCUAACCCUAACCCUAGAACCUAACCUUAACCCUAACCCUAACCCUAGAACCUAACCCUAACCCUAACCCUAACUCUAACCCUAACUCUAACCCUAACCCUAGAACCUAACCCUAACCCUAGAACCUAACCCUAACCCUAACCCUAACCCUAGAACCUAACCCUAACCCUAACCCUAACCCUAACCCUAACCCUAACCCUAGAACCUAACCUUAACCCUAACCCUAACCCUAGAACCUAACCCUAACCCUAACCCUAGAACCUAACCCUAACCCUAACCCUAGAACCUAACCCUAACCCUAACCCUAGAACCUAACCCUAACCCUAACCCUAACCCUAACCCUAACCCUAGAACCUAACCCUAACCCUAACCCUAGAACCUAACCCUAACCCUAACCCUAACCCUAACCCUAACUCUAUAGGUAGAGCUGGACCCAGGGCUGAUAGAGGGGUUAUAGAGUCUAUCCUGAUACUGUCUAUAUAGAAUAUAUAUAAACUUCUGACUUCAGAAACAUAAGAGGAUAAACUAAAGAAUAACAAUAAAAGCAGGAAUAUUUACUACAAACAUAAGAGGAUAAACAACUAAAGAAUAGCAAUAAAAACUGAAAAAGUAAAAAGCAUCCCGAGGAAAAGCAAAGCUAAAAAGAUGUGUUUCAAGAUCUCUUUUAAAUAUGUCCCCAGUUUCAGCCCCCCUCAGGUUCUCUGGCAGACUAUUCCAGAGGCUGGGGGCAUAGUAACUAAAGGCUGCCUCUCCAUGCCUCUUGGUCCUGGGCUUUGGGAUAGUUAAAAGGCCAGUGCCAGAGGACCUGAGGGACCUACUGGGUACAUAUUUUAAAAGCAUGUCUGACAUGUAUUGGGGUGCACAAUCGUGGAUUGAUUUAAAAACCAAUAGAAGGAUCUUAAAAUUAAUUCUAAAACUCACAGGCAGCCAGUGCAGAGACCUUAAAACUGCUAUCCGUCUGGUCUUGGUCAGUAUCCAUAUCUUUUCGUGCUGCAGCAUUCUAUAUCUUUUGCAGUUGACCAAUGGCUUUCUUGGGUAGACCAGACAGGAGAGCAUUACAGUAGUCAAGCCUGCUUGUAAUAACGGCAUGGAUGAGUCUCUCUGUAUCAGCCUGAGAGAGAAACGGCCGCACCAUAGCAAUGUUCCUCAGGUGGUAAAAAGCUCUUUUGGUCACAUUCCUGAUGUGGGAUUCGAAAUUUAGUUCAGAAUCUAAAAUACGUUUUUUACCUGGUGUUUUAUCUUUAUUUAUUUAUUUUAUGUUUUUAAUUUUUUAUUUAAUUAUAUUUUUUAGGGUGUAGAUCAGCUUUAAUAUUGCAGAUAGAUUGUAACUUCCAUCAAUGUAAUUGUCUGCAUCCCUUCCAAUCCCCCAUAUGUUAUUUUUUCUUGCAAAUAUACACAUACACACACAUACAUACAUACAUACAGUGGGGAGAACAAGGCCAUUCUUGAAAAAUGGGUGAGACAAUCUUACUAAUUUGCUAGAGAACCAAUUACAUUUACAUUUUAGUCAUUUAUUAGACUUAAAGUUAGUGAGUGCAUACAAUUUCAUACUGGCCCUCCAUUUUUAUUACAUUUUAAUAAAAUAAUUUCAUACUGGAAUUGAACCCACAACCCUGGCGUUGCAAAUGCCAUGCUCUACCAACUGAGCUACAUCCCUGGCAGCCAUUCCCUCCCACACCCUGGACGACGCUGGGCCAAUUGUGCGCCGCCCCAAUUCGGAUUUAAGUCUAACUUUUGUAUGACUGAAGCUUUUAGUGAUAGGUCUAAUGCUUUAAUAUUUAAUAAUUUCUUCAUAUUCAUUAUAUAAAUAGGCCCAUUUAAUUUUGUCUGGCUUGCCGUUCCAAAUAAAAUUGAAUAUUUUUUUCUCAUAUAAUUUACAAAACUGUUCGCUAGGCGUAGGCAAGACCAUAAGCAAAUAGGUAAACUGGGAUAAUACUAAAGAGUUAAUCAGGGUGAUUUUUCCACAAAUUGACAGGUAUUUACCGUUCCAUGGUAGCAAGAUCUUAUCUAUUUUUGCUAACUUUCUAUUAAAACGUAUUGGAGUGAGAUCAUUUAUUUCAUUUGGGAUAUGUAUUCCGAGUAUAUCCACAUCACCAUCAGACCAUUUGAUUGGUAAACUACAUGGUAAUGUAAACAUUGUAUUUUUUAGUGAUCCAAUACGUAAUAUAGUACAUUUAUCAUAAUUUGGUUGUAAUCCAGAGAGGUUAGAAAUGUAUCUAGAUCCUCUAUGAGGCUGUGGAGGGAUUCAAGUUGUGGAUUUAAAAGAAUCAAAUCAAAUCAAAUUUUAUUGGCCACAUGCGCACGAAUACAACAGGUGCAGACAUUACAUUGAAAUGCUUACUUACAGCCCUUAACCAACAGUGCAUUUAUUUUUAAUAAAAAAGUAAAAUAAAACAACAACAAAAAAGUGUAAAAUAACGGUAGGGAGGCUAUAUAUACAGGGGGGUACCGGUGCAGAGUCAAUGUGCGGGGGGACCGGCUAGUUGAGGUAGUUGAGGUAAUAUGUACAUGUGGGUAGAGUUAAAGUGACUAUGCAUAAACAAUUAACAGAGUAGCAGCAGCGUAAAAAGGAUGGGGUGGGGGGGCAGUGCAAAUAGUCUGGGUAGCCAUGAUUAGCUGUUCAGGAGUCUUAUGGCUUGGGGGUAGAAGCUGUUAAGAAGCCUUUUGGACCUAAACUUGGCGCUCCAGUACCGCUUGGCGUGCGGUAGCAGAGAGAACAGUCUAUGACUAGGGUGGCUGGAGUCUUUGACAAUUUUGAGGGCCUUCCUCUGACACCGCCUGGUAUAGAGGUCCUGGAUGGCAGGAAGCUUGGCCCCAGUGAUGUACUGGGCCGUACGCACUACCCUCUGUAGUGCCUUGCGGUCGGAGGCCGAGCAGUUGCCAUACCAGGCGGUGAUGCAACCAGUCAGGAUGCUCUUGAUGGUGCAGCUGUAGAAUUUUUUGAGGAUCUGAGGACCCAUGCCAAAUCUUUUCAGUCUCCUGAGGGGGAAUAGGCUUUGUCGUGCCCUCUUCACAACUGUCUUGGUGUGUUUGGACCAUGAUAGUUCGUUGGUGAUGUGGACACAAAAGAACUUGAAGCUCUCAACCUGUUCCACUACAGCCCCGUCGAUGAGAAUGGGGGCGUGCUCAGUCCUCUUUUUUUUCCUGUAGUCCACAAUCAUCUCCUUUGUCUUGGUCACGUUGAGGGAGAGGUUGUUAUCCUGGCACCACACGGCCAGGUCUCUGACCUCCUCCCUAUAGGCUGUCUCAUCGUUGUCGGUGAUCAGGCCUACCACUGUUGUGUCGUCGGCAAACUUAAUGAUGGUGUUGGAGUCGUGCCUGGCCAUGCAGUCAUGGGUGAACAGGGAGUACAGGAGGGGCCUGAGCACGCACCCCUGAGGGGCCCCCGUGUUGAGGAUCAGUGUGGCAUAUGUGUUUGUUACCUACCCUUACCACCUGGGGGUGGCCCAUCAGGAAGUCCAGGAUCCAGUUAAAGCAACAUCAACAAUAGAGGAUAUGUCAAUAGAAAGCCCCUUGUUAAUAACCAGGUCCAGAGUAUGGCCUCGGUUAUGGGUGGGCCCAGUAACAUGUUGGAUAACGUCCAUAGAGCUCAACAGAUUAAUACAUUCAAUGGCCUUGGAGUCAGUCUCUUUGUCAACAUGAAUAUUAAAAUCACCCAACACAAUGAUUGUAUCAUAGUUCUCAAGGACAAUAGACAAUAGUUCAGAUAGAUCAGUAAAGAAAGUGGGGCAGUGCUUUGGUGGCCUAUACAGGGUUAUGACCAGCACUGGUGGCACUGGUGGCUGACAUUUAAACAGUAUAGCAUGAUGCUCAAAAGACCCAAAGUCACCAAAUGAAAUGUCGUUACAGCUGAGAGCAUUAGUAAAAAUAGAGGCUGUCCCCCACACACACAUAUAGAGACUUAUCAGAGCAGUAGAUCUGUGUCUGUUUGAGGUUGUAGCUAUAUGUGAACAACAUCACCCAUGGUUAAACACCUCUGUCCCUCUGUCACACACACACACACACACACACACAGACACACACACACACACACGCACACGCACACGCACACACACACACACACACACACACACACAGACACAGACACACACACACACACACACACACACACACACACACGCACAUGCACACGCACACACAGACACAGACACACACACACACACGCACACACAUGCACACACACACACACAUAGACACACACACACACACACAUGCAGACAUACAGUGUACAGUACCAGUCAAACGUUUGGACACACCUACUCAUUCAAGGGUUUUUCUUUAUUUUUACUAUUUUCUACAUUGUAGAAUAAUAGUGAAGACAUGUCAAAACUAUGAAAUAACACAUAUAGAAUCAUGUAGUAUACAAAAAAGUUUUAAACAAAUAUUUCAUAUUUAUAAUAUAUUCUUCAAAUAGCCACCCUUUGCCUUGAUGACAGCUUUUCACAGUCUUGGCAUUCUCUCAACCAGCUUCAUGAGGUAGUCACCUGGAAUGCAUUUCAAUUAACAGGUGUGCCUUGUUAAAAGGUAAUUUAUUUCCUUUUUAAUGUGUUUGAGACAAUCAGUUGUGUUGUGACAAGGUAAGGGUGGUAUGCAGAAGAUAGCCCUAUUUGGUAAAAGACCAAGUCCAUAUUAUGGCAAGAAAAGCUCAAAUAAGCAAAGAGAAACGACAGUCCAUCAUUACUUUAAGACAUGAAGGUCAGUCAAUCCGGAAAAUGUCAAGAACUUUGAAAGUGCUGCAUCAGAUGACCUGGCCUCCACAAUCAUCCAACCUCAACCCAAUUGAGAUGGUUUAGGAUCGCAGAGUGAAGGAAAAGCAGCCAACAAGUUCUCAGCAUAUGUGGGAACUCCUUCAAGACUGUUAGAAAAGCAUUCCAGGUGAAGCUGGUUGAGAGAAUGCCAAGAGUGUGCAAAGCUGUCAUCAAGGCAAAGGGUGGCUAUUUGAAGAAUAUAUUAUAAAUAUGAAAUAUUUGUUUAACACUUUUUUGUAUACUACAUGAUUCUAUAUGUGUUAUUUCAUAGUUUUGAUGUCUUCACUAUUACAGUUUUUCUCGAUUGCUAAGACACAUUUCUUGAAAGCUGCUCUCAUUUUCUCUUAACUGUGAACACAAAACCCAAUUUUCAAGCUACAUUCACAAAACCUCAGACUCUUCUUGCAAAACCAAACUUUCACCUCAAAACAGUUCAAUCUGUGCUCAAAACUGAACUAUGUUGUCAAAUCGUGCCCCGAGUCAAUCAAAAUAAAAAACACUACUGAACAGUCACUAAACACUACGUAGAAAAAUAGAAAACACAAUGCUCAGGACAUGAAGCUGGAGAAAUACAUGUUUAUUGUUCACUGUAGGCUAAAUGCAUUUUGCAAAACAAAAAAAAACUGUGCAUUUAGCACUUGUACAAAAAGACAAAACAGAAAUCUUGUGCAUUUUUUAAAUUUUUAAAUUUAAUUUUUAAAUUUUUAGGGGGUAAAAUCAGCUUUUUUAUUGCAGAUAAUUGUAACUUCCAUAAUGAAAUUGUCUGCAUCACUUCCCCAAUCCCCCCAAAUUUUUUUUUUUCCCCAAAAUAUACACACACACACUACAUAAAACCCUAAAAAUACAACAUACAUCCCUACAUACAGUGGGGGAGAAAAAAAGGCCAUUCUUAAAAAAGGGGUUUGGCCCAAUCUUAUUUAAUUUGCUAAAAAAACCAAUUAAUUUACAUUUUAGGUCUUUUUAAAAUUUUACAUUUUAGUGAUUUCCAAAAAAAAUCCUACGGGCCCCCCCCUUUUUUAUUACUUUUUUAAAUUAAUUUUUUUCAUACGGGAAUUAAAACCCCCCAAACCUGGGGGGUUGGAAAACGCAUGCUCUACCAACUGAGCUACAUCCCUGGGGGCCUUUUCCCUCCCCCCCCCUGGACGACGCGGGGCCCAAAAUUGGGUGCGCCCCCCCCAAUUCGGUUUUAAAUUUAAAAAUUUUGUAUACUGAAGUUUUUGUGAUAGGCCAAAUGCUUUAAUUUUUAAUAAUUUUUUCCCAUUUCUUAUUUUUAAUGGGCCCCCCGUUUAAUUUUGCCCUUGGUUUGGGCCUUUCCCCAAAAAAAAAGGGAAAUUUUUUUUUCCCAUAAAAUUUUUAAAAAAACGUUCGCUAGGGUAGGCAAACCAUAAGCAAAUAGGUAAACGGGUAAUAAAAAAGAGUUAAUCAGGGUUUUUUUUCCCCCACAAAUUGACAGGUUUUUAAACCGUUUUCCAGGGGAGCAAGAUUUUAUCUUUUUUUGCAAACCCUUUUCUUUUAAAAAUUUUAAUUGGGUGAGAUAAAUUUAAAUUUCAGGGGGGAAAUUUUUUAUUCCGAGUAAUCCCCAUAAACCAUAAACCUUUUGGGAUUGGUAAACACAGGUAAUUUUAAAACUUUGGGUUUUUUUUUAGUGAUCCAAUACGAAAUAUGUACAUUUAUCAUAAUUUUUGUAAUCCAGAGAGGUUAAAAAAUGUAUCUAGAUCCUCAAUGGGGGCCUGUGGAGGGAUUAAAGGGUUGUGGUUUUAAAAAAUAAUAAAUAAAAUUUAAAAUUUUAUUUGGCCACAUGCGCCAAAUUUCCAACGGUGCGACCUUUCAGGAAAUGCUUCUACACCCCCUUAAACCAAACAGUGCUUUUUUUUUUUAAAAAAAAAGUAAAAAAAAACCCACAACAAAAAAAGUGUAAAAAAAACAAAAGGGAGGUCAUUUAUACAGGGGGGUACCUUUGCAGAUCAAUGUGGGGGGGGCCCCGGCUAUUUGGGGUUUUUUUAAGAAAAUUUGUACAUGUGGGUAAUUUUAAAGGCCCUAUGAAAUAAAAAAUUAACAGAGUACCAUCACGUAAAAAAUGGGGUGGGGGGCAGUGAAAAUACCCUGGGAAACCAUGAUUCUUUCCCGGGGGCCCUUAGGGCUUGGGGGUGAAGCUGUUAAACCUUUUUUUGGACCUAACUUUCCCUCCAGUCCCCGCUUGCCGUGCGGUAGCAAGAAAAACAGUCAAAUGACAGGGUGGCUGGAGUUUUUUGAAAAUUUUGAGGGGGCCUUCCUCGAAAACCGCCGGGUUUAUGGGGUCCUGGAUGGCAGGAGUUUUUGGCCCCAUUGUUUGUACGGGGCCGUACACACUCCCCUUUUGUUUGCCUUGCGGUCGGGGGGCCGAGCAUUUAAAUCCACGGUGAGAAACCAUCGGAAAAUGCUCUCGAUGGUGCACUGUAGAAUUUUUUGGGAUCUGAGGACCCUGCCCAAAUUUUUUUAUCCCUGUGGGAAUAUUUUUGGGUUUUUCCCUCUUAAACGAUUUGUCUUUGUGUUUUUUGGGAACCUUUAAAUAGUUCUUUGGGUUGAGGGUGGACCCCAAAGGAACUUGAAGCCUAAACCCCCUUUUCCACUCACCCCCCGUCGAGGGAAAAGGGGGGCGUGCCAUCCUUUUUUUUUCCCCUUUAGCCCCAAAACCCCUCUCCUUUGUUUUGGGUUCAGGGUUGGGGGAGGGGGUUGUUAUCCCGGGCCCAACCAAAAACGGCCAGGUCUCUGACCCCUCCCAAAAGGCUGCCCUAAAUCGUUGUCGGUUUUCCGGGCCAAACCACUUUUUGUGUCGUCGGAAAACUUAAUGUGGUUUUUGGGGGCGUCCCUUUCCAUGCGGCCCGGGUUAAACGGGGGAUACAUAGGGACUAAAGGCAGGGGCCCCCCCCGGGGGGGGCCCCCUUUUUUGGAGGUCAGUGUGGCAGAUUUUUUUUUAAACCUACCCUUCCCAAACCCGGGGGGCGGCCCAUCAGGAAGCCCAGGAUCCAUUUAAAAAGAAACUCAAAAAAUAGAGGAUAUGCCCAAUAAAAAGCCCCUUUUUUAAAAACCCCGGGUUCCCGAGUAUGGCCCUUUAGGGGGGGGGCCCAGAAACGUUGGAAACGUCCAUAAGCUAAACAGUUUAAAAUCAUUAAAUGGCCUUGGAGUAGCCCUUUUUUGUAAACAUAAAUAUUAAAAUCACCCCAACACAAUGUUUGGUAUCAUUUUCUAAAGGACAAUAGACAAAGUUCAGUUUUAAAAAAAAUCAGUAAAAAAAUUGGGGCAUGUUUUGGUGGCCUAUACAGGGUUAUGACCAGCACAGGGCUGCCCUUUAAACAAAAAGCAUGAUGCUAAAAACCCCCCAAGUCCCCAAAUAAAUGGUUACAAGGGGAGGCAUUAUAAAAAUAGGGGCCUGUCCCCCCCCCCACAAAAUAUAAAAUUUUAAAUCAGAGCAGUAGAUCUGUGUCUUUUUGGGGGUUGGGUAGCUAUAUGGAAAAAAUCACCCAGGGUUUAAAAACCCACCUUUGCCCCCUGCCACCACACACCCCACCCCACACACACCCCCACACCCACACACACACCCCCCCCCCCCAACACACACACACACACACCCAAAACACCACACACACACACAACAACACACCCCACAAAACCACAACACCCAAAACCCCAACACACCCACACCCCCACAACACACACACACACAAACACAAUACACCCCCCCAACCCCACUUUCACACACCAAAACCAUAUACACCACCCACACACACCCCACUUUCAACAUACAUUUUACUUACCAUAAAAAAUUUUUUACACCCUACUCAUUCAAGGGUUUUUUUUUUAUUUUUACUUUUUUCUACAUUGUGAAAAAUUUUUUUGAAAAACCUCAAAACUUUUAAAAAAACCACAUAUAAAUCAGUAUAAACAAAAAAGUUUUUAAACAAAUUUUUAUUUUUGAAAUUCUUAAAAUAGCCCCCCCCCUUUGCCUUGAUGACGCUUUGCACAGUUUUUGCAUUCUCUCAACCAUUUUUUGGGGGUAGUCCCCUUUAAAUCCCUUUCCCAAUUAACAGGUGUGCCUUGUUAAAAUUUAAAAUUUUUUUCCCUUUUUUAAAAUUUUUUUUGAGAAAAUCAUUUUUGUUUUUGUGACAAGGAAAGGGGUGGAAAUUCAGAAAUACCCCCUUUUUUGGUAAAAAACCAGCCCCAUAUUAGGGGGCAAAAAAAGCUCAAAUAAGCAAAGAGCCCGACAUCAAUCUUAUUUUAAAGACAGGGAAGGUCAGUCAACCCGGGAAAAAUGUCAAGAACUUUGAAAGUUUUCUUCAAGUGAAAUUCGUAAAAAACCCCAACCUAUGAUGAAACUGGGUCUCCCUGAGGGCCCCAAAAGGAAAGGAAGACCCAGAUUACCUCUCUGCAAGGAUAAAUUCAUUAGAGUUCCCCCCCCUCAGAAUUUUCAGCCCCAAAAAAAUGCUUUUAAAAAAUUCAAAAACAACCCCCUCAAUAAACAACUGUUCAAGGAGACUUUCGUGAAACCGGCCUUUCCCUGGUUGAAUUGCUUUCAAAGAAAACCCCUACUAAAAGGGCCCAAUAAGAAAAGAGGGCUUUCUUUUUGGGCCCAAAAAACACGACAAUGGAAAAUUAGACUGGAAAUUCCCUUCCCCCUUUUGGGCAAUUUCUUGUUCCAACCCCCCGUGGGUUUUGUGAGACGCAACCCGGUGAACGAAUUAUCUCUGCAUGUAUAAGGGCCCCUGUGAACCUGGAGGGGGGGGGGUGGUUUUUUGUGUUGGGGGGGCCUUUUCUGGUGAUUUUUUUUUUAAUUCAAAAAACACAUAACCACCUGGCUACCAAGCAUUUGCCCGCGAUCCCCAUCCCCUCUUGGUUUGGGGGGUUAGUGGGAAAUAAACAUUUCUUUUAACGGACAAUGCCCAACCCCCCUCCGGGGGUGUAAAAGGGGUAUUUGACCCGAAGGAGAGUAUGGGUGCUGGCAUCAGGGUGACCUGGCCUCCACAAUCACCCAAACCCCAACCCCAAAUUUAGAUGGGUUUUGGAUCGCAGAUUUAAGGAAGAGCAGCCCAAAAAAAUUCCCAGCCCUAGGGGGGAACUCCUUCAAGACCCGUUUUGGGAAAAACAUUCCAGGGGGAAACUUUGGGUUUUAGAGAAAGCCAAAAGUGUGGGAAAGCUGUCAUCAAAAGGGAAAGGGUGGGUACCUUUUUAAGAAUCCAAAUAUAAAAUAUAAUUUUUUAUUUGUUUACCUUUCUUGGGUUUCUACUUUCCAUAUGUUUAUUAUUUUUUACCUUCCAUUUAAAAGAAUUUUUACCCCCUUUUAAAAAUAGUCCCCUUCAAAAAAACCCCGGAAAAGUAGGGGUGGCCUAACUUUUUUACUGGGAGUGUACUAAACACGGGCGCAUUUCCCAUAAAAAACACCCCUGCCGCUGCAGGGUCUUUUAUCUGUAAGGGAACGUGAAAUGUUUUUUGGGGGGAUAAAGAGGAGAGCGGAGAAGGAAGGAGGAAAAGAAGAUAGAAUAAAAUGACGCCGGUAAUCGAGGAGAGCAAGCAUCGCGGGCUCUCUCCUCCUCCCCUCUUCUUCUCUCCGCGCCUCUUGCUCUCUCUCCUCUCUCUCUUCCUUUUCUCUCCCUCCCCGAGCAAACCGGCCCAAAACAGAGGGGAAAAGACAGAAUAAACCGAGAAGCCUAAACACGAAAAAAAAAAAAGAUAGGAGUUUUUCCCCAAAGGGGUUUGGUUUUUCCCCCCACCAGCACCCCCAAAACUAUUUGGGGCUUGAAACCCUUUUUCCCUUCACCCCCUACAAAAUUUUCCCCUUCCCUUUUUUGCCCCCCAAAAAGACUUAUCAAACAUUUUAAAAAUUGGGCUGUGUCCGUUUUAGGUUUUACAAACCCCGACUCCCCCCUUUGUUGACUUUUCGCCGGGAGGGGGUAUUUUUGUCUGUAAGGGCACUUUCCCCAUUCUGUAUUAUUUACAUUCAGAUCUAACCCCUUCAAACAAAACCCUUAAAAAACCUGGUUUUAAUCAAAAUCAUAAUAACUGGGCGGCCGGGUUUGGGGUGUUAAAUGUAUCUUAAAUACAACCCUUAAAAACUGGGGAAAAAUGUUGGGGGGUAUAAUGUAUCCUAAACACACAUUCAACACUGAGACCUGUUGGUGAUUAAUGAUCUAACUACACAUUAAACACUGAGACCUUGUUUAAAUUCUAACUACACAUUAAACACUGAGACCUGUUGGGGUGUAUAAAUGUAUCUAACUACACAUUAAACACUGAGACCUGUUGGGGUGAAUAAAGUUCCAGUGGUGUUGGAGGUCUUCACUGCAGUAAGACUGGAUCAUCUCCUCUGUCCCCUCACUCAUCUCUCUCUCCUCCCUCUGUACCUAGUGACCCUGUUCAUCAGAACGUCAUGGUGGGUGGAAAAAGAUGCUCUCUUCAGCUGCGGUGA